AUGGCUGACGCACCUCCUCCCACCCCAUCGGAGCUCCUUCGUAUGGUGACUGAACUUCAACAGGCAAAUCAGCGCAUGGCUGAGGCUAACGAGCAUAUGAGAAACGAGAAUCAACGGAUACAACAACAAAUCGAGCAAUUAAUCAACGCCCGCAUUGAACAUGGUAACAAUCAUGAUGAGCGAAAUAAUGACGAGGAACAUCGCACACAUGUGUCGGAGACACCUCAGGACGAGGAAGGCGGCGGUCCGCACGACAGCGAAAAAAGAGCCGAAACCGAUAAGGACGAGCUUGACAAUUCCACAGGACCAUUCACGGCGGACAUCAUGAAUUUCCAGCUACCUAGGCAGUUUACUCUACCAACAACAUUGACUCCUUAUGAUGGAUUGGGAGACCCAAAGCAACACAUCAAGAAAUUCCGAUCAAUUAUGAUUGUUAACGGUGUAUCUGAUCCUAUUCUAUGCCGUUGUUUUCCUUCUUUUUUAGAUGGUCCUGCACUUGACUGGUUUUGCUCUUUGCCUGCAGAUUCUAUUUCCCGAUUUCAAGAACUGGCAAAGCAGUUUGAGGACCAUUUUGCAGCGUCCGCUAUUUACCUACAUGACUCGGACUAUUUGACAACUGUUAAACAAGGCCCUCAAGAAAGCCUAAAGGACUACAUCACCCGUUUCACAAAGAUAGCGAUGAGGAUCCCCGACCUCCAUCCUGAAGUCCACCUACAUGCUAUUAAGAGUGGGCUCCGUCCAGGGAAAUUCCAGGAAGCUAUCGCGGUAGCUAAACCAAGAACCCUGGCCGAGUUCCGCGAGAAGGCUAAAGGACAAAUAGACAUCGAAGAACUCCGUCAAGCUCGGAAAUCAGAAAAGUCGGCAAUCACCAAAGACGACGAGAAGCCCCGCGAAACUAGAAAAAACUUCAAACCAGUACCCCGAUACGAGUCAUACACACAGUUCAACACCAAGCGAGACGACAUUAUCAAGGAGAUAUUAAACUCUAAGCUGAUCAAACCUCCACGGAAAGCCGGGAGUUAUCCAGAACCAAAAAAUGUUGAUAAAUCCAAGUAUUGUACAUUCCAUCAGAAGUUCGGUCAUACAACCGAUGAAUGUGUGAUCGCUAAAGAUCUCCUUGAACGUUUGGCGAGAUAG
Arachis stenosperma is the source of this 1137-nucleotide messenger RNA. RefSeq lists its product as uncharacterized. The record is from RefSeq and is a predicted model, not a curated record. The coding region runs from base 1 to 1137 and encodes 378 amino acids. The transcript has a single exon. NCBI's taxonomy places the organism in Eukaryota, Viridiplantae, Streptophyta, Magnoliopsida, Fabales, Fabaceae.